UUUGAACCAAACAAACCCGUAGAGACAACAUAUUUAUCUUAAACCCUAUUUUGAAGAAGCAAAGUAUAACUAAUAACUAACUCCUAAACGAAAUUCACUAUUCAAUGCUUGCAUUGCACGAACAGAGAUACCAAAACUGCACUUCCAUUCAACCCCAUGAUCGGGUAAGUAAUAACUUAAGCGAAUGGGCCUUUGCCAGCCUAAUCACCACUCCGUCCUUCAUUAUAUAUAUGAAACAAACCUUGAAUUCUGAAUUGUCGUUACAAAUUACUACACACUGUUCCAAUGGGUGAAGACCGAUCCGAAAUAGUGUUCUUCGAUGUGGAGACCAGCGUUCCCACCCGAACGGGGCAGGGUUUUGCGCUUCUGGAAUUCGGCGCCAUUUUGGUUUGCCCCAAAACGCUCACGGAGCUUCGGAAUUACUCUACUCUCGUUCGUCCCGCCAACCUCUCCGUCAUCUCCCCCUUGUCGGAGCGCUGCAAUGGCAUCACCGCCGCCGCCGUCUCCGCCGCCCCUUCCUUCGCCGACAUUGCUCACCUCGUUUACGACCUCCUUCACGGGAGGAUUUGGGCGGGGCAUAAUAUCAUACGAUUCGACUGUGUUCGGAUUAGAGAUGCCUUUGCUGAGAUUAAUCAGCCGCCGCCUGAACCUAAGGGAACCAUUGACUCGCUGGUUUUGUUGACUCAAAAGUUUGGAAGAAGAGCUGGUGACAUGAAGAUGGCUACUCUUGCUACUUAUUUUGGGCUUGGACGUCAGACACAUAGGAGCUUGGAUGAUGUUCGGAUGAAUCUGGAAGUCCUCAAAUACUGUGCAACAGUUCUAUUCUUGGAGUCAAGUCUCCCAGAUAUAUUCACUGCAAAUAGUUGGGUUUCACCAAAUUCUAUUACAAGAAGCCGCAGUAAUGAGAAGUCUCUAUCGCAGGGGGGCUUAUUAAAUAUUAAUAAAGAUUCUGUAUUAUCAUCUCCUGCAACCGAAUCCAAGGACAAAAAUCAUCCAAUAAUUUCUUUUGCAUUGAGCAGCCUAAAAGGGAAUGUCCCAAAUAUUGCAGAUCCUAAUAUAGAUCAAUCGGAUCCUUUUAACUUGAGCGCUCUUGAGGCUGAAAUAAAAAGAGAAUCCAUUAAGUCAGAUGCUGCCAUGGAGGAAAAAACCAUGCAAGAGUCACCUGAUUUGGCUUCCUCAUCUUCUGUAUCUCAGCCUUGCAGCAGCUCUAUUGCUGUUUUAGAACCUGAUGGAAUAUGUAUCCCUUUUAUUGAUGCAUCUCUUGUUCCAUCUUUCCUUGGCAGUCAAAGGAUAGAAUUACUGCAUGAAGGUUUCCCGUUUCUGCUUCAUUGUACUGAUUUGAAAGUGCGGUUUGGAAUAAACUCAAGGUUUUUUGAUAGGGCUGGCCGGCCACGAUUGAGUUUUGUGGUUGAUCCAUCACCAAGUCUAUGUAAUGUUCUUGAUGCCUGUGACCGUGUAGCACAGAAGUUAAACAUGGAUUCUGGUAGCAGCUCUGAUUGGAGGCCUGUUGUUAUUAGGAAAGAAGGCUUCUUCAACUAUCCUACUAUCAGAUUGCACAUACCUACAGCUGUUGUGGCAGAUGUUGAUAUUUAUGCUACGGAAAUAUACCAAAGAGAAUCAUCUGGAACAGUGCAAAGACUUCUCUUCAGCAAGUUUGAUGCUGCAGAACUUGGUUCGUUGUUCAUGCCUGGGACAUUUGUUGAUGCCUUCUUAUCCUUAGAUCCAUAUGAUUAUCAGCAGAAUGCAGGGAUUAAAUUAGUUAGCAAAAAAUUGAUCAUUCAUGGCAAAUAGAAGGAAGUUGAGAAUUAAGUAUAGGUUAGUUAUUACAUGCGAAGGUUGAUAGAUUAAAUAUUGGUUAUGCUGUAAAGUUGAUUCCAUUUCAUGUUUGUAGUUCAAUUGAUGUCCUCACUGAUGUCCUCAACUCCAUCUAGACCUACAGGAUGAAUUUCCUCUCCUGUGGCAAAAAAAGAAUAAAUAAGAAUUAGAAAAAGAACAUGGAAUUAUUGAUUCAAAA
Glycine soja is the source of this 2014-nucleotide messenger RNA. Its product is annotated as protein NEN1-like. The record is from RefSeq and is a predicted model, not a curated record. The transcript is spliced from 6 exons. Lineage: Eukaryota; Viridiplantae; Streptophyta; Magnoliopsida; Fabales; Fabaceae. Gene Ontology annotation, molecular function: nucleic acid binding; 3'-5' exonuclease activity. The coding region runs from base 286 to 1791 and encodes 501 amino acids.